This is a messenger RNA of Dryobates pubescens (Downy woodpecker), 2469 nucleotides long. It is a transcript of the gene RXYLT1, whose product is annotated as ribitol xylosyltransferase 1. Gene Ontology annotation, biological process: protein O-linked glycosylation via mannose. The record is from RefSeq and is a predicted model, not a curated record. Lineage: Eukaryota; Metazoa; Chordata; Aves; Piciformes; Picidae. Gene Ontology annotation, cellular component: Golgi apparatus. The coding region runs from base 104 to 1426 and encodes 440 amino acids. The transcript has 6 exons. Gene Ontology annotation, molecular function: ribitol beta-1,4-xylosyltransferase activity.
CAGCCCAGGGCCACAGCAGGCUCCUCCCGCCCUAGCGGGCGCGGCUCCCGCCGCCACCGCCUCGCGGCACCCCCCGCCGGGGCCUCCGCCCGCGUCGGGCGGGAUGCGGGGCGCUCGCAAGCGGCUGUGCUCCGCCUUGAUCGUCGCUUACGGCCUCUUCUCCCUCUACGCGGCCUACACCGUCUUCCUUCGGCCCCGCCGCCCGUCCGCCCCCCGCCCGUCGCACCGGGACCGGCGCGGCCCGCGAGAUAAUGUUGCCGUGGGAAAUGAAGAGUGGAAUCCAUGGGAAGUGGACGAGAAAAAUGAACUCAUUGCUUCUCAGCAGAGAUACAAAGCUAAUCUUAAGAUGAUAAAAAAUGCAAGAUCUCACCUAGAACAAACCAGUCUUAAAGUACAGAUUUGGGGCAAAGCAGCAAUUGGUCUUUACCUUUGGCAGCAUAUUUUUGAAGGGCAACUUGAGCCAGCUGAUGUGACUGCACAGUGGAGAGAAGGAAGCCAAAAGGCAGGAAAAACAUAUUUCAGCUUCAUCACUGGUCCGUCGGUGGUUCCUGGCUACUUCUCGGUUGAAGCUGAAAACGUUGUGCUAGUUCUGAAUGGAAGAGAAGCCGCGAAGAUCGCUUACGCCACCCAGUGGUUGCAUUACGCACAGACGUUGAUCCAGACUCGGAAAAUACAGCGUGUAGCCGUCGUGCUGCUUGGAAACGAGCAGUGCAACAAUGAAUGGAUUCAGCCAUACCUGAAAAGAAACGGAGGAUUUGUAAAUCUACUCUUCGUUACAUAUGACUAUGCGUUGGUAAAUGAAGAAGAUAUUUUCCAGUGGCCUUUAGGAGUAGCUACCUACAGAAACUUUCCAGUUGUAGAGCCCAGCUGGUCAAUGCUGCGUGAUCCAAGACCCUAUCUGUGUAAUUUCUUAGGAACAGUUUAUAAGAACUCUUCAAGGGAAACCCUACUAGAAAUUCUGAAGCAGGAUGAAUUUAACAAACUUUGCUGGAUUGCAGCCAGAGAACAGUGGCAGCCUCAAGAAACAAAUGAAAGUUUCAAGAACUAUCAAGAUGCCUUGCUGCAGAGUGACUUGACAUUGUGCCCAGUGGGAGUAAAUACAGAGUGCUAUAGAAUUUAUGAAGCUUGCUCAUCUGGAUCCCUGCCUGUUGUAGAAGACGUAAUGACGCCGGGUGACUGCGGGAAUUCAUCAGUGCGCCACAGCGCUCCGUUACAACUACUAAAAACCAUGGGGGCUCCAUUUAUCUUUGUUAAAAACUGGAAGGAGCUUCCUGCUGUUCUAGAGAAGGAGAAAAAAAUGAGUUUACAAGAAAAGACUGACAGGAGAAAAAAGCUUAUAGAAUGGUAUCAAAACUUCAGAGCAUCGAUGAGACUCAAAUUCAUUAAUACUCUGGAAAAUUCAUUUUUGUCCGGUGAUAAGGGAUAAAUUGUUUGUCCCUUUUGAAAAUCUGGAAUAGAUUGAAAGUUUCAUGUCUGUUAACCUUCCAGGGAAGCUUUUAUUCAAAAGAAAUCUCAGAGGGCAGAUGCAUUCCUUUUGGAGUCAACAGAAUCGCACUAGCUUGGCGAAGACACACCUUUGGCACUCCAUCCUUAACAAUUUUCAGAGAGGCUGUUGACUUGGAAGGAUGGUGGUCUGUAAGGAUGACAAUUUUAGUGCUAUGUUUUCGAUUUCCAUGUUGGAUUGUGUCCUGAUGAUUGUUUUUAUUUAUUUUUUUUUCUUUGUAGGAGGAUGUCUUUGAGCAUGUGAACUUGUUUAGAGUCUAACAUGAGCACAACAGCUGUGUUUGAGGGAAAGAGAAUAAUGAAAGCUGGAUGGUACACAGAGUAAUUUAUUAUGUGGAUGAAAAAAAGAAGUAUGCUUAUAGCAAAGGUUUAGCACAGUUGUUAAGAUACAUCCUGGUAAGUGCUUGUUCUGAAAAUGUGAACUGUUAACAUGAUUGCUCUUUCAUUUCCAAGGAAGUGGUCAUAAAGCUAACUAAAAACUGUGGAAUAAAAGCGUGUAUUUCAGGGUAAAAACUGAGAGCUCUGUCUUAAGAGAUCUUUCAUAGCAGUGUAUUUCCCCUUAAAUCUCAGAUACCAAAAUUUCUUUCCUCCAGUUCCAUUAAGUCUUGGGACAUAUAUUUCUGAAGUUCUUCCGUGGGAGCAUUUGUUACCUGCAGCUGCAGAUUCUGAACACCAGACCUUAAACAUGAGUCUGCUUGUAGCUUAUCUGAUUUCUCAAAAUCUGCUGAAGUUUGUCAGCUCCAAAGGAUGGCAGAAGUAUAGUGUUGUGUGUUUGUAACACUACAUGUACCACAAGCAGUUGUGAUGGUUUUCAUCAAAUGUAGCCAAGAGGCCCUGUUACUGUUGUGGGUGAGAAACCAGGCUGUGCUGUUACCUUUGUGUUCAGCUGAGCAGUGUUGCUGCAGAGCUGGGGUUUCUGUUUGGAGUAUCAGCAUGCCAUGUGGGUUCAUUCUCUUGGAGGAAUCA